Molecule: messenger RNA, 318 nt
Organism: Williopsis jadinii
Lineage: Eukaryota; Fungi; Ascomycota; Saccharomycetes; Phaffomycetales; Wickerhamomycetaceae
Exons: 1
Source: RefSeq, a predicted model, not a curated record
GUGUCAACUGCUACUACUAGCACUAGUACCCACAAGUACGGUAAAUUCAACAAGACAUCAAGAUCUGAGGAGCCAAACCACACAGGCACCCAUUCUUAUGGUAGAUUCAACAAGACAUCAAGAUCUAAGGAGCCAAACCACACAAGCACCCACUCUUACGGUAGAUUCAACAAGACAUCAAGAUCUAACGAGCCAAACCACACAAGCACCCACUCUUACGGUAGAUUCAACAAGACAUCAAGAUCUACCGAGCCAAACCACACAGGCACCCACUCUUAUGGUAGAUUCAACAAGACCAGAAAAGAUGCUAGUCAAAAC